Petromyzon marinus (sea lamprey) is the source of this 2561-nucleotide messenger RNA. Its product is annotated as zonadhesin-like. Gene Ontology annotation, cellular component: extracellular matrix. The record is from RefSeq and is a predicted model, not a curated record. Lineage: Eukaryota; Metazoa; Chordata; Hyperoartia; Petromyzontiformes; Petromyzontidae.
AGUACUGCAGCAGAGGCAGCAAAGAGGUGUGAUGAAGACAGUCCAGGUGGUCAGACAGAGCUACAUCAUCCAUAGGCAGGACAGCGCUUGAUUUAGUUGCACCAAGCAGUUGUAGUGCUCACUUUGAUGCAUCAUCCCUGAGGUGGGAGCAUUACUAUAUUUUGGGUAGACCAUUGAUUUGUUAAAGUGUUUUUAGUUAAAGCUGCUUCACAGAUUGUGUUCGAAACAGCAUAAAAUAGCAACGCAAAUUUUCACAGAGGCACUCUUACGAAUGAUAAGAAAAGGCAGAAGAUUAGGAGUUGCCAAGGAUAACAAAUUCACGGCAAUGGUAAAGAGAAACCGAUUAUGAAGACAUUCACGAUGGAUAUUAAUAAGUUAUUAAUAAUCUUUUGCUUCUCGAAUCCAUGAUUUAAAAGUGGUCCAGCCCCUUCUGAAUCCACUGCUGAAUGAAAGCCUCUCUAAUUUGCGUCGGUCAUGGGGGUUGUUUGACCAUACUUCAUGCUGGACACUGCACGUUGCAAUGGGGCCCAGGACCGGUUCAUAAAUUACUCACCACUCAUGUUUGCCGUGGCUGGCAAAGUUAUCUUUUGAUGUAUUAUUUGUGAUUUUGUAAUGUCACGUAAUCUUACAAUUCCCAAUGUAUGCUCUGUAUAAACGUAUGCUCCUUUUUGAUGAGGAGCAGUAUUAUGGGAGUGAAGCCACACGUUUGGUGGACAAUGUGAAUGUCGUUGUCUUUUGAACAGGAAACUUUAAUGGUGAUAUUGAGGAUGACUUACUGAUGCCAAAUGGGUCAUUGGCUGCUUCCGAAACCAAGCUGGGAAACAGUUGGAUAUCAGAUAACAGCUCAGCUGACUGCGACGUUGACUUUGAGCCUCCAGGUCCCUGUGAUGCAGAAGAACAGGCUAAGUUUGAAUCGGAGGAAUUUUGUGGAAAGAUACAUGAUGUCAAUGGAGCAUUCCAAGAGUGCCAUGCAGUGGUCAAUCCAGAGCAAUUCUUCAUCACCUGCGUUCUUGACCAGUGCUGGAUGGAUGGGAACGAGCAGUUCCUCUGUGCCUCCAUGCAGACCUACGCUGAUCAGUGUGCCCAGCAUGGGGUCAUCAUUAUGUGGAGGAACGACACCUUCUGCCGUGAGUACAGACCUGUCUGAGCUUUAAUCCGUUACACAUCACAUUGCAUGAGACUGGGCCUUGUUUUUAUUAUGUGGAAGCACAAUGUACAUCUGUGUGGUUUGUUCAUUUGUAUAGCUGCUUGCAGUUGUGCAUCCCCAUUGUAAUUUAUCUCUGAGUAUGUUUAUCAUUUGUGUUGACAGCGCUCGAAUGCCCUGCAGACAGCCACUAUGAGAGCUGUGCCCCAACGUGCCCAGCCACGUGCAGCAAUGUGACCCUCCCAGGUGCCUGCCAGCAGCCCUGUGGGGAGGGCUGUGUCUGUGAUGAGGGUUUUGUCUUCUCAGGAGACAAGUGUGUCCCUCAAGAUCAGUGUGGCUGCAUGGACGACAACGACCUCUAUCACCCGGUGGGUUAACCCUUCACAUCAUGUGAAUUAAACGGUGAUCAUUUAUUAAUAUCCACAUAGGCAAGCUAAGCUAUGAAUUGUUUUGGUAUAUGACCUACAAGUGUGCAUUUUCAUUUUUAAGACUAAUAUAUAAGUAAAGAUGGAGUGCAUUAAGUUUCACGCUGGAGUAAAAUGGUGAAAAUUAUGAACAAAAUGAACAAAUGCAAUGUAUGUAUGUUGCAAUGAUGUUGAAAUAUAUCAGAUAAUGUUUCAGUAAGCUUUUCCUAUUACGUAUAUUUCAUGAUUCUCAUCGUGCAUUGUUUUUCACAGCUUGGGGACAGCUGGUUUGCAACACAGAACUGCAGUCUGCAUUGCUCUUGUGGCGAUGCUGGAGGCAUGGUCUGUGAGCCCUGGCAGUGUGGAGUCGCCGAAAUCUGCAGUGUGCAGAAUGGAAGCCUGGGCUGUCACAGCUAUGGUAAGAUUUUCCCUACAUGUCCUACCCCAAUAUAAGAAAUAAUCAAGACCGUUCAUUUGCAAUGACUUUUCAGCCCAUAAAAUGAUAGUGGUAUUGCUACAAAAAAUAUAAUAUUGUAUGCGUAUUUUGUGUUAAUCUUAAAAUUAUGCUUCUCUUUGUGAUACAUAAAUGUUUAAUUGCGUAUAUUUUUACCACAGAUACCACAACAGUUUCACCACCAACAACAACUACGCCUCCAAGCAUAAGUAAUCAUGGACUGCACAUCGAUAUCUCUUGCCCAGGAUAUUUACUUACAAAUCAAUUUGUUAAGAACUUGUACUGUAACAUAUUUUCGUUUCCUUGAUGAUGAACACAUUCUAAACAUAAAAUGCUCACGAUGGCAUGAGAAGGAAAUUGGUUGCUUAUAUUGAAAAUGUAUUUAACACAGCAUAUAUCCUGCUAAACUGAGUUUCCUUGUUCAAAUCCUGGCAGUUAACUGCUUUAUUCUCAUUGUUCAAGGAUUGCAUGUUGAUGGUUCAAAUACGAACUUGAGUGAUUGAAACAAAUCUUGCCUGUUUUAACUUCAUUUGGUGUAGUCCUAAUUUGAUUGGAGAAU